AUGACCUGUCGUUCUCCCGUGAGGACCGUGCCGCGAUUGCACAUCGAUCCGAGGGCCGGCUUAGCAAAUCAGUCCAGCUCGAACGUUCCAGUUCGCUCUUUCUCCGCUAUUCUCGCCAUCGUCCUGUCUGACGAUGAUGGUGAUGACGCCGAUGAUGAUGGUGACGCUGACGCUGACGCUGACAACGACAACGACAACGACAACGACAGCGACUUCGGUGUUCGGUCCGCUCGGGCUCCUGCCGCUGUAAGGGUCGCGUUGAAGGCCUGGCAAGACACCCAACAGCGGUUGACGACGGCCGUUUCUCUUUUCAUGGAUCACCGCUCGGCGUCAACCCCCUCCGUCCUCGCCCGACCUAUCCCACCGUCUCCAGAUUUCGCUGGCGAUCGUGAAGCAGGCCGUCUGCUCCGACCUCGGAAAGGAAAAGUGCCUCAUCUUCUCCCAGUCCCUCCCCGUACUCGCACUUUCAGGCGCAGCUUCGUGACAGCAUCCUCCGUGUGGCUGGAAGAGGACCCAUGUCUCCCCCAACGCGUCGCGCACACCCUCCCCGGCCAAUUCCUGGUCGAGCUUUAUCAUUCUCGACCCCCCACGCCCUCCACCCCUAGUUUCCACACGGACGACGAAGUCAAGGCCGCACCGUACCGCCUCAUGGAGACGUGGGCAGCCUCCUCCUAG
Messenger RNA from Fonsecaea erecta, 675 nucleotides. RefSeq lists its product as hypothetical. The record is from RefSeq and is a predicted model, not a curated record. Bases 1 to 675 code for a protein of 224 amino acids. NCBI's taxonomy places the organism in Eukaryota, Fungi, Ascomycota, Eurotiomycetes, Chaetothyriales, Herpotrichiellaceae. The transcript has 3 exons.